This is a messenger RNA of Pelagomonas calceolata, 1141 nucleotides long. The record is from the annotation of a GenBank genome assembly. NCBI's taxonomy places the organism in Eukaryota, Pelagophyceae, Pelagomonadales, Pelagomonadaceae.
CUUAGUGCUAUAGCACUAAUGUCUCGAGAGCCGAUUCGACUAAUAACGACACGAGCCAUCCUCUGAAACACGAACGCCACAUAUGCACGCAACGGAGUACACGCUGCCGCGGCGCCCGGCUCCUCCCCAGGCGCUCGGCACGCCGGUGACCAGCCUGCCCGGCGCGACGCGCGUCGACGAGGUCCCGACGCCCGCGCCGCCCGCCGACGCCGACGCGCCGCCCGCCCGCGCGUCCGACAAAUCGCCGCCGCCGCCGCCGCCGCGCGCGCGGCCCAAGGCGGCGCGGCGGCGCGGCGGCCUCCUCGACGGCGUCGCGGCGACGGCGGCGUUCGCGACGCGGCACGCGGUCGUGCGGCCGCUGCUCGCGGCCGCGCCCCUGGCGUACCACCUCCUCCCGGAGCACGUGGCGGCGGAGCUCGUCGCGGACGUGGUGGCGUGCGUCGCGGCGCUGGCGAGCGUCUUCCUCCAGUCGGCCGAGGGCGCGGCGUUCGAGGCGGCGUGCCGCGACGCCUUCGAGGACGCGUUCCGCGCGGCGAGCUCGCCCGAGGGCCGCAAGCUGGCCGUCGGCGGGACGACGCUCGCGAUCCGGGCGUUCGAGGCGUUCGCCUCGGAGGAGAGCCGGGCGCUCAUGGACGCGGGCGAAGCGGUCGCGCUCGACGCGCUGGACCUGCUCGCCACGCCGGAGGCGCGCGACGCCGUCCGGGGCGCCCGGAGCGCCCUCGGCGCGCUCGCCGUCGUCCUCGACACGCCGCGGUGCAAGCAGGCCGUGGCGGGCGCCGUCGAGGACAUCUGCGAAAAUCUGCGCGCGCACCGCGACGGCGACGACGACCGCCGGCCUCCGCGACGGCCCGCGCGCGUCCCGUCGGACACGUUCGCCGAGGCGCCGUCGUCCUCCGACGAGUCCGACCGCGGGACCCCGGCCGCGAGCCCCGCGACGGACGCACUCCGCGGCCUGCUCGCGCGGCACCGGCGGCGGGCCGUCGCCGCGCGGCCGCGCUCGCUGUGCCGCCUCGUCGCCGCGGGCUGCUUCCUCGUCGCCGUGCUCGCCCUCUCGGGCGUCGGCGCCGCGUUCCUCUCGUAUCAUGUCCUCGGACCACGCGUCGUCCGCGCCUACAACAUCAUCGUCCACGACGAGCUUUGA